Mauremys mutica (yellowpond turtle) is the source of this 4441-nucleotide messenger RNA. RefSeq names its product NAD kinase (gene NADK). Gene Ontology annotation, molecular function: NAD+ kinase activity. The transcript has 12 exons. Bases 735 to 2066 code for a protein of 443 amino acids. The record is from RefSeq and is a predicted model, not a curated record. Lineage: Eukaryota; Metazoa; Chordata; Testudines; Geoemydidae. Gene Ontology annotation, biological process: NADP+ biosynthetic process; NAD+ metabolic process.
GUGUGGCCUCGGAGAAGGGGCAGAGCAGGGCCUUGGGGAUGGGGCGGGGCAAGGGUGUUCGGGUUUGUGUGAUUACUGUUAUUUCUACAUUUUCUUUGAGGUAGAUCCUAGAUUGCACUUAAAUUCAAAAAGUGAUCUUGUGCUUAAAAAGGUUGGAAACCACUGUGCUAUAGGAUGGCAAAGUAUCAUUAAUAUCGUUAGAAAGACAAGUUGUGUGAAAAUACAUUCUGAGUACCCUUCCUAGACCCUGUGCACGUUCGAAAGCUUGUCUUAUUGGACCAACUUGUGUUGGUGAAAGAAAGAUAUUACCUCAGCCACCUUGUUUCUCUAAAUCCUUGGGUCAGCUCAGCUAUAUCACUGCAAAUUACUAGCAAAUUUGUUUACCAUAGGGAUGUAAAUAUUGUUUUAAAAGUUAACUGUUUAAAUGCUUACAAUUAUAUCGUUUAACUGGUUAACCAAUUAAAGGGGGAGAGGCUGGGGGUUAAUGGUUAGGGUAGGUUAACUGAUAAGACUAAUGCUUACCGUUUAAUAUUUUACCUCCCUAGUUUCAGUCUUUCUUAAUUGAUAUCCCAUACUAUCACAUUCUUCACAGUAUGUACUAGGAAAUCUGUUCAAAAGGAGGUGCAGUUGUAAAAGUGCAAUCCUUCAAAUGUUAUAGCAAGAUAACCUAUUUUUUGUUAAUCUUAUUAAAGAGAAGCUGUAUUUCCCCCAGCUGAAGUUCCAUUACUUCCACCAUGGAGACAGAACAAGAAAACCUUUGUAUCAGUAAAGAUGAUGAGAGCUCUGAAUCUGCUUUUCAUUGCUCAGCAUGUCAUGAUGAUCAGGAUUGGAGCUGUGCUAACCCUAUCCGGGGUCGGGCUAAGACCCGCAGUUUGUCUGCUUCACCAGCCCUGGGAAGCACCAAAGAAUUCAGGAGGACACGCUCCUUGCAUGGACCAUGCCCAGUGACCACAUUUGGACCAAAGGCAUGUAUGCUGCAAAACCCUAAAACUAUAAUGCAUAUUCAGGACCCAGCAAGUCAGCGGUUGACAUGGAACAAACCUCCAAAGAGUGUCCUUGUUAUCAAAAAGAUUCGCGAUGCCAGUCUGCUCCAGCCUUUUAAAGAACUCUGUGUAUAUCUUACUGAGGAGAACAACAUGAUAGUUUAUGUAGAAAAAAAAGUGCUAGAAGACCCAGCCAUAGUUAAUGAUGAUAAUUUUGGACCAGUGAAGAAGAAAUUUUGCACUUUCAGAGAAGAUUAUGAUGAUAUCUCCAAUCAGAUAGACUUUAUCAUAUGCCUGGGAGGAGAUGGUACCUUGCUUUAUGCUUCUUCACUUUUUCAGGGUAGUGUACCUCCAGUUAUGGCUUUUCAUCUGGGAUCUCUUGGAUUUCUCACCCCCUUUAACUUUGAGAACUUUCAGUCCCAAGUUACUCAAGUUAUAGAAGGCAAUGCAGCGCUUGUUCUCCGGAGCAGACUGAAAGUGAAAGUAGUAAAGGAACACAGAGAGAAGAAGACAUUGAUACAAAAUGGUAUUGAAGAAAAUGGAGUGAUCUCUACAAGUCUAGAGAUGGAAAUGGGCAAGCAAAUCAUGCAAUAUCAGGUCCUAAAUGAAGUUGUUGUGGAUCGAGGUCCUUCCUCCUACCUUUCCAAUGUGGAUGUUUUUCUAGAUGGACACCUCAUAACCACAGUGCAAGGUGAUGGCGUGAUUGUUUCCACACCAACUGGUAGCACGGCUUACGCGGCUGCAGCGGGAGCAUCUAUGAUUCAUCCAAAUGUUCCUGCAAUAAUGAUCACCCCAAUCUGCCCUCACUCACUGUCCUUCAGACCCAUUGUUGUUCCUGCAGGAGUUGAGCUCAAGAUCAUGCUGUCCCCUGAUGCCAGGAACACUGCAUGGGUUUCAUUUGAUGGGAGGAAGAGACAGGAAGUCUGCCAUGGAGACAGUAUUAGCAUCACUACCUCUUGCUAUCCCCUCCCUUCGAUCUGUUUCCGAGAUCCUGUGAGCGACUGGUUUGAAAGCCUGGCUGAGUGUUUACACUGGAAUGUUCGGAAGAAACAAAAUCACUUUGCUGUUGAAGAAGAAUUUUGAAUGUCAACACCUAAUGAGACUCAUGGGAACUUAAAAUGGCAGUAUCCCUUGUAUAAAAAUGUUUGUUCAGCCUAGGGGGACUAGACCAAUACAUAUAUUUUUAAAUAGAGAUGUAGCUCCAUAUCAGUCUGCUCUGCUGAUGACCAGAAAUUAUCAUGUUGCUUCCUGUCUCCUGAGAAUAGGAGUGGAAGAAUUUAUAAUCUGAUUUUUUUUAAUUUAUAAUGGGUUGGUAUUUUUAAUCAAUAUCAACACACAGGUCUACAAACGACCUCAAACACAAUUGUAACAAGUAAUUUGCAGACUAGCAUUAUAGGUUGUACCCAGAUACAUAAUAGAAAAAUGGCAUUAAAAUAUUUGUUAAUUUGGUAGAUUUGUAAUUUCGGGGUUAAGACUUCUCAUCUAAAACUCAAAGGAUUUUUUCUUUUUACAGUGCUCUUUGUUAAUUUAAAUGAAUGCAUGGUAGUCCAAAUGUCUUCCCAUCAGGUGAACUAUUUAAAUAUUUUGCCUUUCCAUAAAAAUAUAGCAAGAAUUAGGGGAAAGAACCACUAUACAGAUACUCUUCAGAUACAACUUACUAUAAAAAAUACACAUAGUUUUGUAAGUAUUGAGAACCCUUUUUCUUUCUGCCCAUUUGAACUAGCAUCAUUUAGGGUCCCCAUAGGCAGCAUUGACAACUGCCUGGGUGGACAAAUUGGUAAAGUGGCAUUUUUUUUGUUUAUGAGCUAAUUAUGCCCGAGCAGUUCACUGCUUUCUGAGCAUGUUUGUGACCCUUAGAAAAGGUUUGGGUUUUUUCUUUUCUCUUUUUAACCCUUUGGGAUAAGCAGCAGCAUUUGAGGUUGUAAACUACAGAUUUUUCAUCAAGUGCUCAUUGUUGACCCAACAAGCAGAGUCUCUUCUAGGAUGGCUAUAUUGUUGUUCUUUUGAACCACUAAUUAUGUUAACUAGUCUCACAUUCUAAAUUAGGAUCUGAAUGCUCUUCAUGCCCAUUGAAGAUAAGUGUGCUUCUUGCAGGAUUGGGCUUUGAGUAAGGAGAAAAGGGAUACUGCAUUGAUAGGCUGAUCAGAAACAGGACACAUUCCCAGCAUAGUAGCGAUGGUGCCUUCAGCACACUUCAAGAUAUUUUAAGUCUUGUAUGUACUUUUUUAAGAGUCUUUCAAAUGUUUCUAACCUGUUUAUGUACAUAUUUUAUUGUACAUGCUUUUAUGAAAACAAGUAGUUUGAAAAAAAGGUUUGUACUACAAUCACUUUUACUAAAAAAAUCAAACUCAGUUAUAAUGUUUACAUUUAUGUUCUCUGUGGUGCAGUCUCUCAUAACCAUAUUGUUCAAAUCUUAGCAUCUUCACGUAUCUCUGCAUAGACCAUUAAAAGGGAUGGAUGUUCUCUGCUAAUCUUGAAGUCUACAGCAUAUUAUUGCAGAGGAAUCUGUUUCUUACUGAUUAAGUGUGGGAUUUCAAAGAAGCUCUAUUGAACUUUCAUGGUUGUCUUGCUCUUGUUAGUGUUUGUGCAGUCAGGGGUAACAAUGGGAGAUGUAUUAAUUCCCAUGCUCUACCUACCCUGCAGUCUUCUGAUUCAUGGGCUAAUGUCUCUUUUCUUUUUUUCAUGUUGCCUUGGUCUGUUUAAUUUUGUCAAAUCAAGGUGAGAGCACGCUGCAUAAAGCAGCAGAUUUAAACUCUCUGGUAAUGGUGUAAAUCACGCUAAAAUUGUGUUAAUAUAUAUUCAUGUUCAGUUUGUAAAUGUUUUGUUAGCUAGAAUAUUGGUUGAAUUCCGUCUGGACCAGCAAAAUUUGUGACACCUUUGAGUAUGUUCAGACAGCUUUAGAUCUUUGUUUUUCACUUGAAUUUACAGUAUAAUGGUUAUAUCACUGUUUAAAGUUGCUUACGGGUUUUUAGCCGACAAAGUAUUCAAUUUUCGAACAGCUGUUUACUUUCUGAGCUAUAGAAACAUAUUUUGUUUCAGAAAAAGAUAAAUUUCCCUAUUUAAAAAUGCAAUAAUUGAGAAAAGGAACAGAGUAGAGCCUUUAAUUUUAACAUUUAGUAUAUAAAUGUACUAAAAUGAAUGAGAAUGAACAAAAGGCUUUGCUGGAUAGGAAGUGAAAAAAUAAACCAUUUGAGAAAAUGUUAAGGCAAAAUAAGUUAAAAUGAGCCUUGUAUAGAACAGCAGUUUUUUGUUUUUUUUUUAAAAGCUAAAACCUAGCAUUUUAGCACCUUUUGUAUUUGUGCUUUUUUAUAAUAGUAAAUAUCAUUCAUUAUAUGGAGCAAAUUGUGGAACUUAAAUUUUCAGUGUACAUUUCAUAAAAUGUAAUCUCUAAAACCCUAUAUAACUACUCCCUCUAAAUUUUACUUAUGUUUCUUAUUAAAAUUAAUCUAACAUACACA